Messenger RNA from Aspergillus alliaceus, 1819 nucleotides. Its product is annotated as laccase TilA. The record is from RefSeq and is a predicted model, not a curated record. Lineage: Eukaryota; Fungi; Ascomycota; Eurotiomycetes; Eurotiales; Aspergillaceae. The transcript is spliced from 2 exons. Gene Ontology annotation, molecular function: oxidoreductase activity; copper ion binding. Bases 29 to 1819 code for a protein of 596 amino acids.
CCCAGAUGCUCUCAUCCAUCUUUCCGGCAUGAAUUCUUUCCGCCAGGGGCUGGCAUGGCUGGCAUGCGUCCUGUGCCUGGUUUCCCGUACCAAUGGCAAGAACCUCCCUGGCCCGGUGUGUUUCAAUCUCACGCUUACCUGGGAGGUCUGGGCCCCAGCGGGCAUUCCUCGACAGAUGAUCCUUAUGAAUGGUCAACUCCCAGGCCCAGCUCUGCAGUUGCAGCAAGGAGAUGAUGUCGAGUUCCGGGUGAUCAACCGUCUUCCCACCGAUGUGACUGUUCACUUCCAUGGAAUCGACCAGAGUGGCACUCCCUGGUCGGAUGGUACGCCUGGUUUGUCGCAGAAGCCUAUCGUGCCUGGCGGCCACUUCCUCUACAAAUGGCGCGCGGCUCACUAUGGAAGUUAUUUUUACCACGCUCAUAGUCGAGGCCAGGUCGAUGAUGGCCUCUAUGGCGCGAUCUACAUACGCCCAGAUGACUCCGUUGAAAGGCCUUUCAGGUUGAUUACGAACAAUACCGGCGAGUUGCACGCGAUGCAGGCAGCGGAGGAGAUGACAAAACCAGUAUUGCUCUCCGACUGGCGUCUAUUGACCUCAGAGGAACUGUGGCGGGCCGAGGAGGCUACUGGACUGGACGCAUACUGUGUCAACGCGCUUCUCAUCAAUGGGAAAGGGUCGGUUACCUGCCCGGGUAAAGAACGAUUGAAUGAGCUCGCUAGCGCUGAGCAGAAGCUGAUCCUGGGCAACCAGAAUCUGAGCGACACCGGAUGUAUCUCCCCCAUGUUAGCAUCUCUCCAGGGAACCUUUCCUCACAACAUUAGCGAAAUACCUCCGUCUAUGUUCUCCGGCUGUAUGUCAGGAGAUGGCGGUACUGAGCGUCUCCUGGUGAACUCAUCCGGCAAGUAUGUGAGUUAUGAUCUGAUAAGUGCGGCUGGGAUUUCGAUGGCCACCUUCUCGAUUGAUGAGCAUCCAAUGUAUGUCUAUGCUAUUGAUGGACGCUACAUUCAUCCAACGCUGGUUGACGCGGUCACCAUUGCAAGUGGAGACCGAUACUCGGUACUUGUCAAGUUGGAUAAGCCCGCUGGAGAUUAUGCCAUUCGUGUAGCGAACUCGGGAAUCAAUCAAAUCCUUAGCGCGACGGCGAUGUUGACUUACGACAAACUGCCCAAGGCACAACAACAUGCAUCGGUGCCAUCGAUCGGCAUCCACGGCUCAGUCGAGUCUCCUCGCUAUACUUUACUGGACGAAGCUACCGUCAUUCCAUUCCCGAUUGAGGCACCGAGUGAUAAGGUUGCACAGACGCAUAUCCUAAAGCUCAGUCACUAUGGUGCCUCCUACCGCUGGACCCUGGGAGAUUCUAGUUUCCCUCUUUCGUUGGAGGCAACGUCGCCACUGCUCUUCAACCCCUCUACUGCUCCCCCGGACCUUAUAAUCAAGACGCUCAACGGAACAUGGAUCGAUCUCAUUUUCCACGUCCAUGGUCAGAUACACCCCCCACAUCCAAUCCAUAAACAUGCGAACAAGUUCUAUGUCAUCGGCCAGGGGACUGGCGCAUGGAAUUACUCCUCCGUGGCUGAAGCGAUGCAACAUAUUCCGAAGAGCUUCAACCUCAAGACUCCCCAGAUCCGAGACACAUUCGUCACGCCACCCUCUGCCACUGAAGACACCUGGUUAGCGAUUCGCUAUCAGGUUGUGAACCCCGGCGCAUGGCUACUCCACUGCCAUAUCCAGGUGCACCUAAGUGGGGGCAUGGCGCUGGCACUAUUAGACGGUGUAGACAAGUGGCCCGAAAUUCCGCAUGAGUACUCUAUUGGGUACUAG